Messenger RNA from Rosa rugosa (rugosa rose), 992 nucleotides. Its product is annotated as ATP synthase subunit delta', mitochondrial-like. The record is from RefSeq and is a predicted model, not a curated record. The transcript is spliced from 2 exons. Gene Ontology annotation, biological process: proton motive force-driven ATP synthesis. Bases 126 to 731 code for a protein of 201 amino acids. Gene Ontology annotation, molecular function: proton-transporting ATP synthase activity, rotational mechanism. Lineage: Eukaryota; Viridiplantae; Streptophyta; Magnoliopsida; Rosales; Rosaceae.
CCCCAAAUCGAACCAUCGCACCCUAAAAAAGGCACCAAUCAAAACCCUCUCCUCCAAAACUCGACACACUCUCUCUCUCUCUCUCCGACCCUGCGAGACCCGAGCGACCCCCUCUCUCCGCGACCAUGCUGCGCCGCGCCACCGCUCUCUUGACCCGACCCGCAUCCUCGCUCCGGGCCGCCCGAGCCUUCUCCACCGAUGUCGCCGAAGCUCCCGUAGGCAACCCCGCUUUCAACGAGGCCUGGAAGAAGGUCAUCCCUCACAUCGAUCCCCCCAAGACUCCUCUGUCCUUCAUGAAGCCCCGCCCUCCGACCCCGUCCUCGAUCCCCACUAAGCUCACCGUCAACUUUGUGCUGCCGUACGCAUCUGAGCUCUCCGCCAAAGAGGUGGACAUGGUCAUAAUUCCGGCAAGCACUGGGCAGAUGGGUGUUCUUCCGGGACAUGUGGGAACAAUUGCAGAGUUGAAACCUGGCGUCCUAUCAGUACAUGAAGGAAAUGAUGUGACAAAGUACUUCGUCAGCAGUGGUUUUGCAUUCAUCCAUGCGAACUCUUACGCAGAUAUAAUUGCUGUUGAGGCUGUCCCUAUCGAUCGAGUUGAUCCAAGUCUUGUCCAGAAAGGGCUUGCGGAGUUCACUCAGAAGCUAAACUCAGCCUCAACUGACUUGGAGAAAGCUGAAGCCCAGAUUGGAGUUGACGUGCAUAGUGCCCUCAAUGCUGCUCUCACAGGCUAGUUUUACUGGUCUUUGUGCUCCCCUGUUAAAUUAGUCCAUUUCUACAUAAAGUUCUGCACUUUGACAAAUUUGAUCGGUCUCUUGGAGCCAAAUAUUUCUGGACGUGUACUUUUCUUGUAGUUCUGUGUUGAAUGUGGGAAUGACUGGAAAAAUAAUAUGUGAUGCAACAUCUGGCUUACAGAGUUGAGCAAAAACUUAAAGAAAUGAGGGAUUAGCAACAUUGUAUCAUCCAAAAGAAAAAAAAGGUUUUUAAUUAGGUCA